Molecule: messenger RNA, 1054 nt
Organism: Pararge aegeria (speckled wood butterfly)
Lineage: Eukaryota; Metazoa; Arthropoda; Insecta; Lepidoptera; Nymphalidae
Gene: bug
Product: thioredoxin domain-containing protein 15
Exons: 2
Coding region: 129-998 (289 amino acids)
Biological process (GO): cilium assembly
Cellular component (GO): cilium
Source: RefSeq, a predicted model, not a curated record
UGCAAUCCCAGGUAAAGUCAAAAUAUGUUUUUGUGUUUUCGCAAGUGUUGUUCAGGAUUUCUAUAAAGUUAAUAUUUUUAGAGAGUAAAUACAAUUUACAAGUUCUUCUCUAACCAGAAUAGGAGAAAAUGAACGAUUUUAUCAGGAGCAAUGCUUUGUAUCUAGCCAUAUUGCUUAUAAGUCUUCCCAUUGCCUCACAGUUUGAUAUAGACGAGGAAGCAGAUGCUUUAAAGGACGAUAAUGACUUUUCCACAGUCGACGAAUCCGAAUCACUCCUCUCUAACGUUGUAUCUGAUGUGAAUAAAACUUUAACAAAUCUUUACAACCAAGUCACAUUUGCCAAUGUAACUAUUGAUACCAAUAAAACCAAAGUGAACGAAACACGUAAACUUGUUAAGUGUAAAGAGAUAACCUAUGAAACAGAUGUUGAUCCAUGUGUGGAAAUUAUCAACGGUACAGCACUUGCAAAGCUACUCCAAGUGAAACCCGAUAUACAGAGUCGUGAUGUUGAGGCUGAUUGUGUAUUGGUGCUAUUUUAUGCAAAGGCCUGUCCUUUUAGUGCACAUGCAGCACCACAUUUUAAUGCUCUAGCAAGAUCUUAUCCUCACAUAAAAAUGGUGGGGCUUGAUGCUCUGAAAUACCAUGGAAUAAAUGCGCAGUAUGGAAUUGUUGGAGUGCCAACACUAAAAAUGUUCCACAAUGGACGACCAGUUGGUAAAUUCAAUGGUACAGAAUACAAUAUACACUUAUUUAGCAAAUUUGUUCAUGUUAUUACAGGACAAAAUCCUCAAGUAUUGCUUGUCACAUCAAAGGACUUCCAAGGACCAGUUUCAAGUGCUGUAGAAAAAGAAACUGAUUAUUUCCUUAUUCUAUCAUGGUUAUUUAUUAUAAUCUGUUCAAUUUAUUACUUCAUGCAAUCAAAAUGGUGGAAAUUGAUUGUGGAAAUAGUCCAAAUGAAUUGGCGCGAAUCUGAGGCACAACAUGAGCACAUUGAUUAAUGAUACAUUUAUAAGUUGUGGUUGUAAAUAUAUGUUUAAUUUAUUGCUGGAAUACA